ACAUAAAUACAAGAUAUCAGCAUUCAAGACAGAGGUUCCACAAGCAGUGCUCUCAGCAGUGCUAUUUAUUUCUUCAUAGACACUGGAUGUGACAAGAUUCUCAACAUGUUGCUUUUAUGCAGAACAAUUUUUGCACUAGUGAUUCUACAUAGCACCAGCAAAAUACAUGCUUUAAAAAGUGAAUUUUUCAGUAAAGAAUGGAAUUACGAUUGGAGGCAAGGUUUAACCAUCAAACCCAUCAAGGACAAUAUGUUUCCUUACGCGAAUUGCGACAAACGCCAAGGCAGCGAAAGAACGUGUACAGUCAUUUUGGAGAGAUUCCUCGUUAACGGAACCGUCGCCAAAGAUGAAUGCCAAAUUCAUUUCAACCCGCAAGUAGGAGGUGCAGAAAGUUUACGUAUGCAGGUUGCGCGUGGAAGAAACAUUGUCUUUUCAUAUUCCGACGCCGUAAAUGAGUCAAAAAGUGUCAUUGUAUUUCGUGUUGUCGACAUGGCUACUUGUAUGUUCAAGGAUCUUAAAAUCGCAUAUGAACCAAUUAACCAGAAAAAUAGAACCAUCAUUUCAAUUCCAACUUUAGCUUACAACGACAACUCCUUCGACGCAUUCAUUAACAGCAAAGGUUGCAAGGGUGGGAGAUGUAAAGUGUCAUUUAACUCAAAGGCUAAAGAAAUUAGAAAUUCCGUAGCUUAUUUCCCCGCAAACAUGUCAACGAAUCGUGUAGAGAUGUUUGCUCUCACUCAAAAGCAUUCGCCAUACAACUUUUUCGCCUUGGUUUCCAGUUUUCCUUUCGUGGGAGUGAAAAACUCUUCAAAAGAAUUUCCCGAAGAUCUUCACAACUCUGAUGUUGAUCUUCAAUUGGUAUAUGCUUCUGCAAGUGGCAAAACUGAAGACCUCGUCAAUUUUAGAGACGAAGGCAAAUUUGUGGGCAUCGAUGCUUCUCACAAAUUUUUGAGUGUUUGCUUCAAUACAGCAGGUAAUACGUUAAAACUGCAUUGCUUACAAUACGAAGGGAAUAAAAACGAAAAGAUGAAUGUUAUGUUGAAUUUGGAAGAUCGAGAGAAGGUAGUAGAGAUACAUAAUACUGCAGGAGGUGGAUUUUUGUUGUUGACGACGCAUUGUGAUGAUGUGAUAUGCCAUAAGCGAGAUCAUUAUUACCUUAAACAAGUGCAAAUGAACGGACUAGUCGAUAAAUCGUUUGAUAUAGAAGGUAUGAUGUGCGAUUUUGAAAGAGGUGAAAUUUACGAAAAAAUUUUUGAAAUGGACGAUAAUUUGUGUGUGGCCAAGGCAUGUUAUGAGUACGGUGAUAAGGUGAAGCUGGUUCACAAAUGUUUCAAAGGAAAAGAUGUAUAUUAAAAAUUUAUGAAACUAUGAAUUAUGAAGUAUUUAAUAAACCUUUAAUAAACUUC
Messenger RNA from Nasonia vitripennis (jewel wasp), 1406 nucleotides. RefSeq lists its product as uncharacterized. NCBI's taxonomy places the organism in Eukaryota, Metazoa, Arthropoda, Insecta, Hymenoptera, Pteromalidae. The coding region runs from base 106 to 1353 and encodes 415 amino acids. The transcript has 2 exons. The record is from RefSeq and is a predicted model, not a curated record.